Molecule: messenger RNA, 2319 nt
Organism: Pararge aegeria (speckled wood butterfly)
Lineage: Eukaryota; Metazoa; Arthropoda; Insecta; Lepidoptera; Nymphalidae
Product: ionotropic receptor 75a-like
Exons: 6
Coding region: 336-2117 (593 amino acids)
Cellular component (GO): membrane
Molecular function (GO): glutamate-gated receptor activity
Source: RefSeq, a predicted model, not a curated record
GCCAGAAAGGAAAAAAGAAUAAAAAAAAUAAUAGAUACUAUAUACAAUGACAGCUAUCAACUUGGUCAUUAUUAUUCAAUGGCUAAAAUCAUAGGCCUUUGGUAACCGCAAUUGUAGAACAAACCAUUUGUAUUAAACUUUUAAGCAACUUUUCAUCAAACUGCAAUCUUCGCAUAAUUACACAUUUAACUCAUCAUAUUCUGAUGACUGUAAUAACUCUUAAGCAAUUUUGUUGUCAUAUGAAACUCGGCGAAGCAGAUUAAAUAUUCGUUAUUUCAUUUGCUCUUUAUUUACAACGACGAUAAGAUGAAUUUAUUUCAAUUUUUGCCUCUAAUAUGUGGCACGUUUCGGCAAUUUAUUUGAUUAUAGGCAUUUUCAAAUUGAAAAAUAUAGAAAAUGGCAUUAUUCUGUAUUGCAACAAUAAUUACAAUGUCGUAUCAAAUCAGAAAGUUUUAAACUAUAACAAUAUCAAAGUAUCGACUCUCAAAUUGGAUAUGAGUUUUACGCAUACUGGAUUUAGUAAAAUUGGAGUAAUUUUAGACACAUCGUGUGAAUUUUGGAGUACAAGUUUGGGUUUUAUUGACGAAUCAUAUUUUGGGAGUUCAUACAUAUGGUUGAUUAGAACUGAUGAUCUCGCUUCCACAGUAGCCACUUUAUCAAAGUUUCCAAUAGAGAUCAACUCUGACGUAAUUCUUAUCACUAGAAGCGGUGAAAAAUAUAUGUUUGAAUUGCACGAAGUUUAUAACAAAGGGUUUUAUACAAAAGGUUCUUUUGUGGUGAACCAUGUAGGGCACUGGGAUUCGAAAUUGUAUUUGAAGAAGAAGAAAAGGUAUGACCUGAUGGGUGUGGUUUUGAAAUGCGUUGUUGUGGUGGUCGAUCCUAUCAUAAACCAAACAUUUGAACACUACUUAGAACAAACCAGACCGGAGGAUUCGAUAGUGGACUCACUGCAUAAGCUGAAAUUCUUUACGUUGGUGAAAUAUCUGGCGAACAUAUUCAAUUUUAGCUAUGAACUAAGAAGAACGAACUCGUGGGGUUACUUACGAAAUGGCAGUUUUGAUGGCAUGGUGGGCUCCCUCCAGCGACGCGAAGCUGAUAUCGGCGGCACACCUAUAUUCUACAGAUCGGACAGGGCCAAGUUUAUAGAUUAUAUUACCCCAACAUGGCAAUCUAGGCCAUGUUUCAUUCUACGCCAUCCAAAGUACCCCGGUGGCUUCUCAACGAUAUACACUCGUCCGCUGACAGAUAUAGUGUGGUACUGCAUCAUAGGUAUCCUGGCUGCGAUUGGAGUUACGCUAGGUGUUAUGCUAAAGCUCAAAAUUUUGAGAGAACCUGGCGAUGAUGGGGACUCCUCGACCUCCAUGGCGUUUAUUUUUAUUUUUAGUGCGGUUAGCCAGCAAGGUUCUACGCUUGACAGAGGUUCGUUGGCAAUGAAAAUCAUUAUAUUCAUGACCUUUGUGUUCUCACUGACUUUAUAUCAGUAUUACAACGCGACUGUCGUGUCCACUCUUCUGCGUGAACCACCAAAGAGCAUCAGAAAUCUCAAGGAUCUAUUGAACAGCAACCUAAAGGCCGGAGUGGAGGAUGUGUUGUAUAAUACAGAUUACUUCAAGCGCACAACAGAUCCAGUGGCAUUGGAACUGUACCACCAGAAGAUAGCCACAAGUCGCCAUUACAACUUCUUCACGCCGGAGCAAGGAAUGUCGCUGGUCAAAGCCGGCGGAUUCGCGUUCCACGUAGACAGCGUUACAGCUUACCGGAUCAUGAAGAGGACUUUCAGCGAGCGGGAGAUAUGUGACGCUCAUGAGAUACAGCUGUAUCCUCCGCAAACCAUGGCGGCAGCUUUGACGAAACACUCGCCUUACAGGGAACAUGUUGCUGUUGGGAUUCGCAAGAUUUACGAAGCAGGAUUGAUGCAUAGACUAAAGUCUAUAUGGGACGAGCCGAAACCACCAUGCGUUCAUACUCCCGACACCAGCAUCUUCAACGUGACGCUGAGGGAGUUUUCAAGUGCUCUCAUCCUACUGGCUUUUGGUAUUGCACUAGCAAUUGUUAUUCUGAUGGGAGAGAUAGCCUUUUACAAGUACAAAGAAGUACCUAUUGAAUUCAGACAUUAAUGAUCACGAUACACUAAUCAUGUUCACUCGUAUCUUUUAUUCACACCGUUUCAUUAGGUACUUACUAGAAGCGUCGCGUUGGGAAGUUGUAUUAUGUUAUAGUACAACGAAAUGUUACUGUUUGAAUAUGAUAAAUUGUUAUUGUAUUGUGUAGGUCAUUAAUGUAUAGUAGGAAUAAAUACAGGUUCCUCACCCUUCUCCC